CAACAAGCGUAUUUUUUUGUUGUUAAGAAAAUACUUAUACGACAACGUUCGUGUGUCCAUGGGAAUUCAACAAACAACCGGUGAUAAACACACAUGGAACGCAGAGUAAAAAAUAUAGUCAUCCGAUCCCCACUUUGGCCGGCGCCUACACCACCUACACACCUUGCGUGGGUAUAUAUACAAGCCCGGUUGCCAGCCAACUUCGACACUUGGAGUUACAUAGACGUGGCCGACAAUUGCUUGGGCUGCAGUGACACGAGUAUCGCCGACGUAUCAAGAGGGACAAACAAAAAGUAAAACUCUCGACGAAAUGGCAGAAAAAAUCGACGAAGCGGUCCUGAGCGUGACCAAGGGUGCCGAGGGAUUCACCACUGACUUUCACAAGAGCUUAGCCGGCAAAAACAAGGGAAACUUUGUGAGCUCGGGCUUGAGCGCGCACACGGUUCUGUCGAUGGCCGCGUACGGCGCUGAUGGAUCCUCCGCCCAGGAGAUGCGCAAGACCCUCCACCUGCCCGUCAACGACUCCCACAAAGUUGACAAAGUGACUCUCGAAGUGGCCAACAGAAUUUACAUUGCCAAGAACAUGAAGGUGAGGGAGGAAUUCAAGCGGUUAGCGAUCGACCCCUUCCGCACGGAGGCCGCGGAGAUGGACGUGACGAGUCCCAAGGAGACCGUGAAGAUGAUCAAUGACUGGGUCGCCGAGAAGACGCACCAGAAAAUCAAGGAUCUCAUGCAAGAAGAUGACAUCAGAGCGGACACGCGUAUGACGCUCCUCAACGCGAUUUACUUCAAAGCCAACUGGUACACGGCGUUCAACCAGAAGGACACGCGUGACGAGACCUUCCACCUCGGCGAGACCAGCGAGGUCAAAGUUCCGAUGAUGCAGGUGACGGUCAACACUUACCACGGCGAGCUCCCGCGGAUGAAGGCCAAGUUCAUCGAGCUUCCCUACGAGAACGAAAACGUUGUUAUGAUCGUCAUUUUGCCGGACGAGGUCAGCGGGCUCAGCGAGAUCGAGAAGCACCUCCACUCGCUCUACCCCAAGACGUUGUCGGAGGCGAGGGACUUCAAGGAGGUCCAAGUUUCUCUGCCCAAGUUCAAGAUCGAGAGCACCGUCGAUCUCAAACGCGUCGUUCAAAGGUUGGGUAUGACGGACAUGUUCACCGAUCGCGCCAAUUUUACUGGCAUUGCUCUUGAGCCGCUGAAGGUGGACAAAGUCGUUCAGAAGGCUUUUAUCGAAGUCAACGAGAAAGGCAGCGAAGCUGCAGCGGCUACGAGUAAGUUCACUGGCACACAAAUAGAUA
Copidosoma floridanum is the source of this 1304-nucleotide messenger RNA. RefSeq lists its product as uncharacterized. The record is from RefSeq and is a predicted model, not a curated record. Lineage: Eukaryota; Metazoa; Arthropoda; Insecta; Hymenoptera; Encyrtidae. Gene Ontology annotation, molecular function: serine-type endopeptidase inhibitor activity.